AUGAAAUUCAAUUCAUUAAGUAAAGAUGAACAAAAAUCAAUUACUAACUUAUCUGUUGAAUCGGCCUUAUUUUUAUGGAGUUAUAUACUUAAAGACGCUUUGAUUGAUACUGAUACAAAAGAUGAUGAAAAACAAGUCAUGCUUGCUUAUUGUCGUUCACAAUAUCAAUCAAAUAAUUCCAUGUUAGCACAAAUUGAUGAAUUCGAACAACAUUAUCAAUCGAAAGAUGCUAUUGAAUGUGAAUCAUUGGAAACAGCCAGCUUGUAUGUAGUUAAUACAAUAUUUGAGAUUGACGUUGAUCCAUCGGUAGGAAAUUUAAUAUUUGCUAAUAUUGCUGAAUAUAGUCAAUAUCCACAAGAACAAGAAAUACUCUUCGAUUUAGGAUGUACAUUUAAAAUUGUUGAUGUCACUUAUGAUAACUCUACCCAACAAUCGAUUGUUAAAAUGAUCGGUGUAAAUGAAGUUGAGCAACUUUUCAGUGAUUUCGUCAAAAAGAUAGAAGAGACAAAGAAAACUAACCGAUAUUUUGAUGGUUUAAUCAAUGAUUUCGUAAAUAAAAUUGGCUAUGAACAAGGCAUUCGUUUAUACGAACAUUUGCUGAGACUUUCAACAACUGACGAGCAAAAAAUUCAUAAAAAGCUCUUCAGAUUUGUUAACUUAUACGAAAAAUAUUGUGGUACUUCAAAUGUAGCUAUACUAUAUGGUUGUUUCGGAUGGUUUUCUACACAAAGAGCAGAUUAUGAUUCAGCUAUUGCACAUUGUACUCGAGCAUUAUCAUUAGUAAAAAGAAAGUCAUCGAAUGACAAUAUGACAAUUGAAAUUGCUAUGAUUCACAAUACAAUCGGUUGGAGUUAUUAUGAAAAAGAAGAUUAUGAAACUGCAUUGAACUGGUGUCAGAAAGCGAGAAAGAUAUUUAAACAAUGUUCAUACGUCGAAGAUUCAAAAUAUGUCAGAAUUUUACGAUCCGAACAAAAUUUGAAAAAAUCUCCAUCACGUAAUGCUGUUGAAUAUGCCGAAAUUCUAACCAAUAUUGGAUGCAUUUGUUAUAAAAUGAAUGAUUUCGAUAUAGCAAUUUUUUAUUGCAAAAAGUCCAUGAACAUUUUCGAACAAUGUGAUCAUGAAAUCAUAUUUGAUAAUCAUAAUCGAAUGGCGAUAGCAUCGAAAUAUAAAAUUGAUAACCAUCAUGAAACGAUUGCAGCUAAUUAUGAAGUUUUUGCUGAUGUCUACUACAAAAAGGAAAACUAUGUUCUUGCACGUGAAUAUUAUCAAAGAGCACAAAAUAUAUUUGAAACAAUAACACCACGAAUACCGAUCUGUUUGCAAAGAUCGCCAUCUAUUUUCGGUCGAAAUAUAAAACGUUUGCAAAACUCUAUUCGAAUUACAGAACAAGCACUCGUUGCCAACAAGCAAAAUAGUACAUUACAACAAGAAAGAGAAAAAAAGAACGUUUUUUAA
Messenger RNA from Rotaria sordida, 1455 nucleotides. NCBI's taxonomy places the organism in Eukaryota, Metazoa, Rotifera, Eurotatoria, Philodinida, Philodinidae. The record is from the annotation of a GenBank genome assembly.